AUGACGCACAAACCGCCGCAGUCGCUGACUGCGUGGCCAACGAGUUCGGCCGCUAAUUUUUCAAAGCUGCCACAGGACAGACGAGUCAAGAUGAUCAGGAUCCCAGAGGUUUACUAUGCCACGCACGACACGAUGCCGCCAUCGACGCAAGGAGGAGUGGGCACGGUGUUGCCAACCCUUUCUAUCGCAAGCGAUCACCGGCAAGCUACCGAUGCCAAAGUUUCUGGUAAAAGAGAUGGUCCUGGCGAGACCGUGAACCCUCGGCCACGAAAGCAGUAUCGACCUUGA
This is a messenger RNA of Peronospora matthiolae, 288 nucleotides long. NCBI's taxonomy places the organism in Eukaryota, Oomycota, Peronosporomycetes, Peronosporales, Peronosporaceae. The record is from the annotation of a GenBank genome assembly.